UCGCGCUAGCUGCUCCAAAUAGCAAACGGAGAGGAGCCAUCCCGCCCACCCGCCCGCCGCGCCCCCAGACUACCACCACCCCCAACCGCAGACAGCCUCCCGUCUCUCUCUGAAGUCUGGAUCCCUCGCUCCCUUGCCUCAGCGAGUGCACGCACGGUCCAUGCGUGCGAAUUGACUCGCGCACACACGCCAUUCACUCACUCCAUCGCUCUCUCUUCUUCAUCAUUAGCUCGCUCGGCGCUCAGCUUCUUGUCAGGUACAGUGCCUCGCUUCGUCCCCGAGCCCGGCGCUGCGGGCGCCGCGGCAGCGCCGGCGAGAUCUGGUCCUGGUCGAGCUAUCACGGGCGCGCGCGCGUCCAUGGGCUGGCCGAGCCGCAGCGGCCGGAGCCGGCGUCGGACCCUCUCCGCCGCGCUGCUGCUGGUGGUGCUCCUCCUCCUCAGCUCCUCCGCUCCCGGGACGUGCACGUCGGCGAGGGGGAGAGCCGGUCGGGUGGCGCCGGAGGAGGGGUACUCGUGGGAUCCCGGGACGACGGCGGCGCGGCGGGGGCUGGUGGGGCCCGGGUCGUCGCCGCCGACGUGCCGCAGCCGGUGCGGGGGCUGCCACCCGUGCCGGCCAGUGCACGUGGCCAUCCAGCCCGGCCGGAGCUUCCCUCUCGAGUACUACCCGGAGGCCUGGCGCUGCAAGUGCGGCAACAAGCUCUUCAUGCCCUGACCCACCGCAAGCUGUUCAUGCUGACGCUGACGCUUCGCUCACUCACUGAAGCUAGCUAGACACUCCUCAAGGCAGCAGCUGCGUCGCCAUGGCUGCUGGUGGCUGCACUGCACGCAGGGGGUUAGCCGGCUAGGUGUACUACUACUACUGGUGGAGACUGUGAGACUAUGAGAGACGUGGAAGAGAGCACGGCAAGGAAGAAGCGAUUUGAUUGGAAGAGGAGACGAGGGUGAGGAGAUUUGCCCGAGAAACUAAGCUAGCCAUGGAUGGAGGCUUCGAUUCUAUCAGCUAGGGAUUGAACGAACAUUGCUGGGCUGAGUUCUUGGAGAUUGAUACGAAUGUAAUCCGUUGUAAGUAACCGGUUGUCUGUUGUGUGUACAAAGAGAGAUGCCGAUGUCGCCAUUUUUGUUCUUCUUUUUCUGUCUUUUCGCUUCCUGCUGUUUGUUCCAGACUCCCUUUCGGUUCUGGGGAUUUCCCUGCGAUUAUGAUCUGUGCUGUGAACUUCUUGAUACCCCGGA
Molecule: messenger RNA, 1229 nt
Organism: Setaria italica (foxtail millet)
Lineage: Eukaryota; Viridiplantae; Streptophyta; Magnoliopsida; Poales; Poaceae
Product: EPIDERMAL PATTERNING FACTOR-like protein 4
Exons: 2
Coding region: 358-711 (117 amino acids)
Biological process (GO): guard cell differentiation; stomatal complex development
Source: RefSeq, a predicted model, not a curated record